Messenger RNA from Corythoichthys intestinalis (scribbled pipefish), 3171 nucleotides. It is a transcript of the gene sfxn5b, whose product is annotated as sideroflexin 5b. The transcript has 13 exons. NCBI's taxonomy places the organism in Eukaryota, Metazoa, Chordata, Actinopteri, Syngnathiformes, Syngnathidae. Gene Ontology annotation, cellular component: mitochondrial inner membrane. Gene Ontology annotation, molecular function: monoatomic ion transmembrane transporter activity; citrate transmembrane transporter activity. The coding region runs from base 82 to 1197 and encodes 371 amino acids. Gene Ontology annotation, biological process: citrate transport; mitochondrial transmembrane transport; monoatomic ion transport. The record is from RefSeq and is a predicted model, not a curated record.
UUCAUCGGCGAGGAGUUGACUGCACUUGGGGGCGCGGGCUUCGGGUUCAUUCAUAUUAAAGAAAAAAAACGGCGCUCUGUCAUGGCGGAGGCUGCGGCUUGUCCUGCUUUCCGGCUCGGGGGCUCGCGAUACGACCAGGGUUCCUUUCUUGGCCGUCUGAGACAUUUUGUGGACGUUAUCGACCCAAGCACACUUUUUGUAUCUGAGAAACAACUUAAAGACAGCAUCAAACUCUUGGAUGACUUUAAAUGUGGAACACUUCCACCAGGAAUUUCUAAUCUUCAGUUGUGGGAAGCCCAAAAGAUCAAACAGGCCAUCAUUCAUCCCGACACAGGCGACAAGAUCUUCAUGCCGUUCCGAAUGUCAGGUUACGUCCCGUUCGGAACGCCCAUUGUCAUUGGCCUUCUUCUUCCCAAUCAGACAGUGGUGUCCACCAUUAUAUGGCAGUGGCUGAAUCAGAGUCACAAUGCUUGUGUCAACUAUGCCAACCGCAAUGCCACAAAGCCAACGCCAACAUCAAGAUUUCUGCAAGGCUAUUUUGGCGCUGUGACCAGUGCUGUUUCCAUUGCUGUGGGACUAAAUGUGCUUAUUCAGAAGGCCAAUAAGCUGAGUCCUGCCACCAGAAUGAUAAUACAGAGAUUUGUCCCGUUUCCAGCAGUUGCCAGUGCAAACAUUUGCAACGUAGCUUUAAUGAGACAUAACGAGCUGUCCGAAGGCAUCGACGUGCUGGACCCUGAUGGCAACGUGGUGGGCUCCUCCAAAAUCGCUGCCACACACGUGAGUGACAGUUUUAAAGGCUGCCGAGGAAAUGAAUUAUUUCCCGCUCACGUCACUCGCCCGCCAUCUGCUCUUCUGAUGGAGAGAAUUAGAUGUGGCUCUGAAACGAAGCGUGUGCACAAUGCUGUCAUCCCGCAGGCCAUUGCAGAAACGGCGUUCACACGUGUGGUCCUCCCCAUGCCCAUCUUUGUGCUACCCCCCAUCAUCAUGUCGUACCUGGAGAGGUUGCGUUUCCUGCAGAAGAACCGCAAACUGAUGCUGCCCAUCCACAGUGCUGUGUGUCUGCUUACAUUCGGCCUGUCGCUGCCUGUGGCCAUCAGCCUAUUUCCGCAGAUGUCAGAGAUUGAGGUGUCUCGCCUGGAGCCCGAAAUUGCCAUGGCAACAGAUUGCAAGGUGGUGACCUACAACAAGGGUUUAUGACGGAUGACGUGAGGAAACAAACACGAGCUACGUGGAGCGUUAACAUAGAAUCUUAUAGCAGCUCAUCAUGUAGAGAAGUAUAAUCACGUGCAUUUUAUUGAAAACAUACAGUAUGUAUUUCGUAAACUCAAUUCAGGGUGUACCCUGCCUCCUGCCCAUUGUCAGUUGGAAAAGGCGCAAGUUUACCCACGGCCUUAGUGAGGAGAUGUAGUCCAGAGAAUGGAUAGAUGUUAUGUUGUUAAUAAAUAGGCCACUAAAAAAACAGGAAGGCUCAUAUGUAGUACAUGCAAUAACGAUAUCUGCCACAAGAGUGCAGUAAAAAUACUUAAACUUACAUUGCCAAAUACUGUAUAGUAUUUUCAAUUCUUUUUCAUAUAUUUUAAAAUACAAACAAUAACAAUUAUGUAUUUACAAUAUUUUUUUUAUACUAGUAGAUCAUAUUUUAAAAUGAUUUAGUAGUCAAUAAAAAUUAAUAUAAAUUACACACUUUAAUGAAUAUUUGUAAUAUAAUUUUAUAGAAUUGCCACUUAUGUACAAGCAAAGCACUUGUCAUAAUUUUGUGACGGUCUUGAACACAACUAGAAUGCUUUAACUUUUUCAGUCAGUUGAUAUUCAUCCAAGCAAUAUUUUAAUAUUGUAAAACAGGAUUUCUGUACUCAUAUUUUAGUAAACUGCAUGCGUAGGUUUAAUCACAUUGCCUACUGUAUUCUGUCAGCUCCUAUAGAAGGUAGUGCACAUUUUGAUAACUUGGAUGCUUAAAUGUGUUUAAUUGUAUCUUUACAUGACCAUAAAUGUGUCAAAUAACACUGAAGGACAGGUAUCCCUCAAUAAUUGUUCAUUUAUUUCAAGUAUUUGCCAGGUUGUCCAUGACUGGGUGUAUAAUAUCAUUUUUACUAUUUGAAUUUAUGUUUUUAUUUUUUGCACUUUUUUAGGAAUAUUUCAGGGUUUUUAACUGUGGGAAGCACUUCAAGAAUUAAUAUAAUAAUUACAUUUAAAAAAUAUUUUUGACUUGUUAAUCUGCUAAUAUGUAACACGCACCAAGUAUUUUAACAUCAGUAAUGUGAAUAACAAUGUCUGGAGACCAAUAAUGUGAAACAAACUGUCUUUUCCUCAUUGUGUUGUACAGUGUGCAUAGCUAACGUUUGCACAAUUUUAAAACAAUUUUAUAUUGUUCUAAAUAAGUGCCAUGAAAUUGUUAUAUUUAACUAUUUGUAUACAAUAAAACACUUGGUGCAAAUCGCUUGAUUUUAAAUGCUAAAUAAAUGUACUUAAUGCACUUGAAUAUUGUCAUUACUAUUAGAAAUUCAUUUUUGGUAUUUAUGUUAUUGUUUUUAUUAUUGUUUAUCAUAAUAAUUAUCAGUAAGAUAAAUCUAACUUGUAUAUAAAAAUCAACGACCCUAUUGUUUUUAUGAUUAUUAUAAAUACUGUAUAUUGUUUUACCUUUUUAGCCUUUUGUGUGUCUAAACGCUACAGUUCACUAUGUGGUCUUUAGAGGGCAGCAGAGUUUCUGCACGCAAGUAUCAAAAGAUUAUAGAUAUCAUAUAAAGCCAGAUGUACUUAGCGUAUUGUGAGUCAAUAGGUAAGGGUGUCGUUACUUGCCGGCAUCGAUACACCGGCCUUUUCCGUCGGUUCCAUUCGAUAAACAGAAUUACAGACAAUUGAUUGUUUUGUACUCAUAAACUUCAGGGAUGCAGUAGUUUUACAACCUACUUAAGAACUUUUUAACAUUUUCUCCAACUCCAACCUGAAUCGUAUCCACGUUAAUACGGCUUCUUAUAAACCAAACAAUUUGUGAACCUGUUAAGAAUUCUGCGAGAUAUUCGAUCAACUGCGAUGGAGCCCCUCUCGUGGAGCUCGCAAGUGAAGUCGCCUGACGCAAGAUAGCCGAUGUUACUUACGCCGCUGACGCCGCAUAUAGACAUCUCGCCUUGUAUACAUAAUGUCUAUGUCCAGGUUGUUGUAGUUCCUUGCCAA